AUGGAGGCCUUACAGCAGGUCAUGUUAGGUGCAAGUAGCGGAGAGCACUCUACGGAGCCAGACGGAACUUGGCAUCAUCCUCUCUUGGUGCCAGCUUACGUCGCGACCGUAUCUGCUGUCAUUCUACUGCUACAAGUUUCACUAUCUUCUCCACUUGUGAGGAAAUAUGCUCGACGACACACCCUCCCCGUGGCGCUCGAUGAGACUCCGGAGAUCUUGAGUGCUCCCCUCGAGCCUACAGCAGCUUCAGUGAACCGUCACAUCGCUGAGCUAGGAGGGUCCGCAAUAUUCUGGAUGAACGUCACCAGAGCCCUGGCAGUCUUCGUUCUAUGGGUAAUAUCAAUUGCAAGCUUUUCUGUCGAAGGCCCUAAACUUGCUCUCUCCGUGACCUACUCCUAUGCUUCGGUGUUGGCCCUUCUUGCUGCAUCGAGCCGGGAGAAAUGGAACCGCGCGAUUACGCCUCAUCUGAAUAUAGUUCUGCUGACUUCAUUUUCCGUUAUGGCUUACCGUGAUCUGUGGCCCUUGAUGACCUUCACUAUGGAACCAGCGGACCCGUCUCAAGGAGCCGUUCUGAACCUCUCGUUACUUGUUUUCGCCGCCGUCAUUGUACCCCUCACGAUACCACGGCGAUAUAUACCCUUAGAUCCUAAGAAUCCAUCAACACCUAACCCAGAGCAAACCGCCUCUCUUCUGUCAUUCGCGAUAUAUACCUUCCUCGACCCCAUCAUUAUAAAGGCAAACAAAGUCGCGCAUCUUCCUUUCGAGGAACUUCCUCCUCUCGCUGAUUACGAUCAUGCUGAAUACCUCGCUAAGAGAAGUUUUCCGCAUCUCGAUACGUUUUCGGGAAGUCCAAAGCGGCAUCCGUUCUGGGGAAUCCUGAUAACAUAUCGUCGGGAAUAUGCCACCAUGACGGUCGCAAUUAUCGUCAAGGUCUUCUGUAACUUCUUGAGCCCUAUCGGCCUCAACGGACUGUUAAGGUAUUUGGAGACAGAAGGCGAGGGGGCCGUCAUCCGUCCUUGGGUAUGGAUCUUAGCACUUUUCUUGGCGCCGUUUGUCGGAGCUAUUGCACUGCAGUGGUAUGUCUUCCUGUCGACAUGCAACCUUGUUCGAAUCGAAGCCAUACUAUCUCAACUGGUCUUCGAGCAUGCGCUACGGAUUCGGCUCAAAGCUGAGAUCGAGGACGAUGCUUCGGCGACAAAUGUUGGUGUGUCUCCUGUUCCAAAACCGGCCACGUCUGCAAAUCAGUCAACGGACAGAACGACUUCACUACCUGUUGAGCCACUUUCAAAGUCUGACAGACGCAAGAACAAGGUCGAUGCCAGCAAGGGGUCGAAGGGUAGUAAUCUGAUUGGAAAGAUCAAUAAUCUCGCUUCAGCAGAUUUGGGUAACAUCGCGAAGGGUGGCGACUUCCUUCUACCUUCGGUCGAAGCACCGUUGAUAGUUAUUGGCAGCGUGAUAUUUUUGUACCAGAUCUUAGGGUGGAGUGCCUUUGUUGGGAUAGCCGCAAUGCUGCUUGCGUUCCCUAUUCCGGGAUAUGCCACAAAACUCAUUCAAGGGGCUCAAGUUGAAGCUAUGAAGAAAAGUGACGCGCGUGUACAAACAGUGACAGAGAGCCUCAACGUCUUGCGAAUGAUCAAACUCUUUGGCUGGGAGCAGAAAAUCAACCAAGGAAUUGCCGAGAAACGGGAGAAUGAACUCUUUUGGAUCCGACGGCGUCAAUUGCUCAGUUUGAUAAUUGGCAAUCUUAACUUCAUCAUACCCGCUACAACAAUGAUAAUAACAUAUGCUACCUACACUGUCAUCAUGAAACAAGACCUGACUGCAUCGACCGUCUUCUCCUCCAUGGCCGUAUUUGAGAUUCUGCGAGACCGUGUUCAGAGCGUUUUCUUCUUCCUACCCACCUUCAUCCAAGGUAUGGUCAGGGUUGUGCAAUCGGUUCAAUAUACUGAAUUAUUAGAUAUGUUCGCCGAGGAUGCUCAGGGAAAACGUGAUCACGAAAGCACGCCAUCCGGACGAGAAGACAUCGGAUUCCGUGAUGCGACCUUCAGCUGGUCAAACGAACUCACUUAUCAGGACGAUUCGCCUCAUUGGGCAAGGACUUUCAAGUUAUGUAUCAAAGACGAGCUCAUAUUCAAACGAGGAAGCGUCAACCUUGUCGUCGGCCCAACGGGUUCUGGAAAGACUUCGCUUUUGAUGGCACUGUUAGGCGAGAUGCACUUCAUCCCUUCCGGUCCCAAUUCAUGGUUCAAUCUACCUCGAGUUGGAGGUGUAGCGUAUGCUGCCCAGGAGUCAUGGGUGCAAAGCGAUACAAUCAGGAAUAAUAUUCUAUUCGGCGCGCCGUACAAUGAGGGCAGAUACCAUCAAGUCAUCUAUCAGUGUGGACUCGGACGUGACCUCGACCUCUUUGAGGCUGGCGAUAUGACCGAAGUCGGCGAGAAAGGGCUUACGCUAAGUUCAGCUCGAGUCACCCUGGCUCGAGCAGUUUACUCGGAUGCAGAGAUAGUCUUAUUGGACGAUAUUUUGGCGGCUUUGGAUAUGCAUACCGCCCGCUGGAUUAUCAACAAGUGCUUCAGGAGCCCAGGACUUCUCAGCGGCCGGACUGUUGUCCUAGUAACGCACAGUAUCUCGAUGGCUCGUCCCAUUGCCGAUUAUGUCGUCUCAUUUGACCUCGAAGGUCGAUUGACACACGGAGUCGUGCAAGAUAUAUUAUCACAUGUCCAAUCUUUCGCUGGGGCGUUACUCGAAGAUACCGCGGAAGACAUUGGAGCUGGUGUGGAACUUGAUGCGAUGGUCCUUGAUAGACCUGCGAUGAGUACCUCUAAGGGAAAACUCGUCCUGAAGGAAGAAGUGGCAGAAGGUCGUGUAACGUGGUCUGCUCUGAAACUGUUCUUUACAACAUUCGGUGGCACGCACAGCAUUCUAGCAUGGUCGUUUUUCCUAGCCACCAUGGUGCUCACUCAGGGCCUCGCUACCAUUCAAACUUGGCUUCUGGGACGCUGGGCCGACGAGAAGAGCUCGUCCUCGCAAACAAACAUAUCCUUUUAUCUGGCAGUUUAUAUUGCUCUUCUUAUGACUUCGAUACUUGCAUACUCCGGGGGUAACACAACAUUCGUCCUUGGCUCUCUCAGCGCAUCGAAAUCCAUUCAUGGGCAACUAAUUCGCUCCAUUCUUGGUACGACUCUGAGGUGGCUAGAUAAGACGCCGACAUCGCGAGUCAUUACGCGCUGCACACAGGAUAUCCGCACCAUCGACGGACCGAUGGUAGCCACGCUGAAGAGACUGUUGGAACUCACCAUACAAAUACUGAUCAAGCUCACGGCAAUCGUCAUCUUCACCCCAGCUUUCAUCCUUCCCGGACUGCUCGUGUUCAUUGUCGGGGGAUGGUGCGGGCAAAUAUACAUGAAAGCUCAAUUGUCCGUUAAGCGCGAGACAAGCAACGCGAAAGCUCCCGUCGUUGCUCACUUCAAUGCUGCUAUCUCAGGCUUGGUCUCUGUUAGAGCAUACGGCGCUCAACUUCUUUUCAAACAAGAGUCGUACAAACGUAUUGACCAUUACACGAGGGCAGCUCGGACGUUCUUCAACCUGAAUAGAUGGAUCAAUAUCCGAAUGGAUGCCUUAGGUGGCAUGUUUGCGGCAGGGCUAGGCGCGUGGAUUGUUUAUGGCCCCACUCGCAACACGGCACAUGCGUCGGACACUGGCUUCUCCUUGACCAUGGCAGUUGGGUUUAGUGGUAUGAUUCUAUGGUGGGUACGCAAUUUUAACGAUUUCGAAGUUAGCGGUAUUCUAGAACGCAUACAAUCAUAUAUCGACAUAGAGCAAGAGCCCAAAUCGACCGCAGAAGGCAUCCCUCCAGCCUAUUGGCCGUCGAGUGGUGAUAUCAGAGUUGAUAAUCUCUCGGCCAGGUAUUCUCAGGAUGGACCUCCGAUUCUCCACAACAUUUCAUUCCACAUCAAGUCUGGUGAGCAUGUGGGCAUCGUCGGGCGCACAGGAAGCGGGAAGAGCUCUUUGACUCUGGCUCUUCUUCGUUGUAUAAUCACCGAAGGAACGGUAUAUCUUGACGGCAUCCCUACAGCUUCUAUAAACCUAGACGCACUCCGAACAAAGAUCAGUAUUAUUCCUCAACAGCCCGAGUUACUUAGUGGCACCCUGCGAUCCAACCUCGAUCCUUUUGGAGAACAUGAUGAUGCUACAUUGAACGCAGCACUACGUUCAUCUGGCUUAUUUGACCUGCAGUCGGACGCUGAUGCAGGCCGCAUCAAUCUCGACACAAAAAUCUCCGGCGGCGGAGCUAACAUCUCUGUGGGACAGAGGCAGAUCAUGGCCCUGGCCCGCGCCAUUGUCAGAGGAAGCAAACUACUCAUUCUAGACGAAGAAAAUUCUCAAGCAAGUCUAGAUCACAGAACGGAUUCAGUCAUCCAGCGUUCUCUCCGAACUGAGCUGAAGGAUGAUGUGACGGUAAUUACGGUAGCCCAUAGGCUACAAACUAUCAUGGAUGCGGACAAGAUCAUGGUGCUUGAAGCUGGACGUAUGGUCGAGUUCGAUAAGCCAAGUGAAUUGCUGAAGCGGAAAGAGGGAUGGUUACGCGCACUCGUGGAUGAAAGCGGCGAAAGCCAGGUAUUGCACGCUAUGGCCGGUGGCGAUGUCAAUUGUGGAUAA
Molecule: messenger RNA, 4656 nt
Organism: Stereum hirsutum FP-91666 SS1
Lineage: Eukaryota; Fungi; Basidiomycota; Agaricomycetes; Russulales; Stereaceae
Product: P-loop containing nucleoside triphosphate hydrolase protein
Exons: 39
Coding region: 1-4656 (1551 amino acids)
Biological process (GO): transmembrane transport
Cellular component (GO): fungal-type vacuole; membrane
Molecular function (GO): ATP binding; ABC-type peptide transporter activity; ATP hydrolysis activity
Source: RefSeq, a predicted model, not a curated record